AUGAUGAAGAGCAGGUAUGUAACGGUCUAUCCGUUGCGAAAGAAGAGCGACGUUGCGAGUGCGUUCAAGCGGUUUUACCAAGAUGUCAAGACAGCAUCUGGAACGAAGAUAAAGGUGUUGCGAAGUGACAACGGCGGCGAAUACCGGAACGAAACGAUGAACAGCUUUUGCAAGGCAAAGUUCAUUAAGCAAGAGUUCACGGUUCCGUACAAUCCAGAGCAGAACGGGAUGGCGGAGCGGAUGAACCGCACGCUGGUGGAGAUGACGCGCUGUAUGCUCAAGGAAAGCGGCCUCGACAAGUCCUAUUGGUGCGAGGCACUAAUGACAGCGGCAGACAUCAGAAACAUUCUGCCGAAUGCGUCGAACAAGAACUCAAGCCCACACGAAAUGGUGUUCAAGAAGGUUCCGCGCAUCGAUCACAUGCGCGUGUUUGGUGCGCAAUGCUAUGCGCAUGUGGCGAAGGAGAAGAGAAAGAAGCUGGACGACCCAGGCGUGCGAUGUUUCUUUCUCGGCUAUGCGAAGGACCAAAAGGCGUAUCGGCUUCUCAACGCGGACGAUGGCUCAAUCGUGAUUUCAAGAAGCGUCACGUUCGCUGAGCAUUCUGUCUCGAAAGCAUCAAAAAGCAGAGACACGCGGGUGUUCGAUGUCAUUGAAGAAGAGGAAAGUGUGGAGGCGUCGUUACCCGAUGAUGAAGACAUACCAGCGCCGAACAGCUCUCAUCACGGACCAAGUGUUCGACCAAGCGACACCAUUCCUACGCGCGCAUCCAGCACACCCGGAAGAAAUGGAGAAGAAGAGUGGAUGGUGCGACCGGUUCGAAAGAAGCGCGGCGUGGUUCGCUACGAUCAAGAAUUUCCAAGCCAUCGUCGCGGUCACUUCAAUUUGGACGACUACGAAGGUGACUUCGACUCUUUCUACUGUUUCUCGGCUGAAGAAGAUGGGGAACAAGCGUCCAGCUAUCAAGAAGUGAUGAAGAGCGGCUACAAGGAGCAGUGGCUCCAGGCAAUGAAGAGCGAGAUGAAGUCGCUUGAAGAACACAGCACAUGGAAGCUAGUAAAAAUGCCACCGGGCAAGAAGGCCGUAGGCUGCAAGUGGGUCUUCAAGAUUAAACGCGAUCCAAGUGGCGAGAUAAUCAAGUUCAAGGCACGCUUGGUUGCGAAAGGGUUCACGCAGCGUCCUGGCAUCGACUACAACGAGACCUUUGCACCAGUGGCGCGCAAGGAAUCUAUCAACACAGUGUUGGCGAUCGCUGCAGCUGAAGACCUGGAAGCAGAGAACGUUGAUGUCGACACAGCGUUUCUCAACGGCGAAGUGGAAGAGGAGAUCUACAUGGACCAACCUGACGGUUUUUGA
This is a messenger RNA of Peronospora matthiolae, 1353 nucleotides long. The record is from the annotation of a GenBank genome assembly. Lineage: Eukaryota; Oomycota; Peronosporomycetes; Peronosporales; Peronosporaceae.